AUGUUUCAUCCAACAUUUCACAAGACAGAGAGGGGUUAUGAAUGUAAGGAAUGUGGGAAGUCAUUUGGUAACCUUUCAAACCUCUCUAGACAUAAAAAAAAUCACAGUGGAGAGAGGCCCUAUGAAUGUAAGGAAUGUGGGAAAGCAUUUAAUCAGCUCUCACACCUCUCCAGGCAUACAAGAAUUCACAGCAGAGAGAGGCCCUAUGAAUGUAAGGAAUGUGGGAAAGCAUUUAAUGAGUUUUCAAACCUCUCCAAACAUAAAAGAAUUCACACUGGAGAGAUGCCCUAUGAAUGUAAGGAAUGUGGGAAAGCAUUUAAUGAAUUUUCAUACCUCUCCAGACAUAAAAGAAUUCACACUGGAGAGAGGCCCUAUAAAUGUAAGGAAUGUGGGAAGACAUUUGGUUGUUCCUCAAACUUCUAUAGACAUAAAAGAAUUCACAGUGGAGAGAAGCCCUAUGAAUGUAACGAAUGUACUAAAUCAUUUAGUCAGCUGUCAUAUCUCUCUAGUCAUAAAAGAAUUCACACAGGAGAGAGGCCUUAUGAAUGUAAGGAAUGUGGGAAAGCAUUUCAUAACCUUUCACACCUCUCCAGACAUAAAAGAAUUCACACUGGAGAGAGGCCCUAUAAAUGUAAGGAAUGUGGGAAGGCAUUUAGUUGUUCCUCAAACUUCUGUAGACAUAAAAGAAUUCACAGUGGAGAGAAGCCCUAUGAAUGUAAAGAAUGUACUAAAGCAUUUAGUCAUCUGUCAUACCUCUCUAGGCAUAAAAGGAUUCACACCGGAGAGAGGCCCUAUGAAUGUAAGGAAUGUGGGAAAGCCUUUAGUCAGCUCUCAUACCUCUCUAAACAUAAAAGAAUUCAACAUGGAGAGAGACCCUAUGAAUGUAAGGAAUGGGGGAAAGCAUUUAGUCAGCUACAAUACCUUUCUAACCAUAAAAGAAUUCACAGAGCAGAGAGGCCCUAUAAAUGUAAGGAAUGUGGGAAAGCAUUUGGUCAGCCCUCAGUCCUCUCUGUACAUCAAAGAAUUCACAGUGGAGAGAAGCCCUAUGAAUGUAAGGAAUGUGGGAAGGCAUUUAGUUUUUCCUCAAACUUCUGUAGACAUAAAAGAAUUCACAGUGCAGGGAGCCCCUAUGAAUGUAAGGAAUGUGGGAAGACAUAA
Messenger RNA from Orycteropus afer afer, 1158 nucleotides. The record is from RefSeq and is a predicted model, not a curated record. NCBI's taxonomy places the organism in Eukaryota, Metazoa, Chordata, Mammalia, Tubulidentata, Orycteropodidae.